Molecule: messenger RNA, 3283 nt
Organism: Loxodonta africana (African savanna elephant)
Lineage: Eukaryota; Metazoa; Chordata; Mammalia; Proboscidea; Elephantidae
Gene: EFCAB13
Product: EF-hand calcium binding domain 13
Exons: 21
Coding region: 206-2830 (874 amino acids)
Source: RefSeq, a predicted model, not a curated record
UGGCGAAUAUCUAUCAGCUAUGUCACAAGUGAGUGUUACAUUGAAGAGAUAACUUCAAGUAGGUAACUGAAAUUACUUAAGUCUCCUAUAACAGGCAUAUAAUUUUUUUUUUUCUUUUUCUUAGCAGGAAAUUCUUUUGUACUACUGCUCAGUCACACUUGUUCAUCAAGGUCUUUGAGUCCUCAAGGGAAGAAUUUGCAUAAAGAUGGAAACUAAAGUACAAUUGUUCUGUCAGGCAGAAGAAAAUAUUGACUUAGUGGAUGCUGGCUCUGAUUCUUUUGCAACUGACUUGCCAUCAAGAAAUAUUUACAGCAAGAAGUACGUCAAGUUUUCUAAAACAACAGAGAAGAAAAUCUCACCAUUAAUUUCACCUGAAAUUAGGGGUUUGAGCCCAGAACACAAAAAAACGUAUGAAACAUCAGUAUUCCUAUGUGAAGAAAAAUACUCUGACAAAACCAGGAGAAAGAAAAGUUUACAACUGCAUAGUAAAAGGACUGAGAUUAUCUCUUCCUCUGUGAAGCUAUCAAAGGAGAAGAUAACUAAGAAAGAAAACUCUUUAUGUAAGUUGCCGAAUCAGUACAGAGGUCACGGGACUUCAUCACCCAUAAGAAAAUCUUCAACUACUGGGAAAAAGGAAACACUUUCUAACCUCUACCAGACACUAUAUGAUGAAGUACCCUGCGGACGCUUAUACUCACAAGAGCUAAAUGCACUUCAGAAAGCCUGUAAACUUUUUAGUAAAAUUCAAAAUGGUAAGAUUUAUGUGAAUGAUCUGCCAAUGAUCCUGUGCACCUUGAAGAUUUCAAUAAAUGAUUCAGAAAUGCGACAGGCACUGAAGACUAUUUAUAUUGAUGCAUUCCAGGAUGCCUUGAAGAUAUUCUGUAGAAUAAAACAUGGUCAAGUUGCAGCUGAUGAAUUAGCUCCAGUUUUAAGUAGUAUGAAUAUCUUUGUAGACCCUGAGACUGUUCAAGAGAUGAUAAACUAUACCUUUGUUGACAGGAACAACAUGGUGGAUAUGGGAAGUAUUAUAUUUAUGUUGAAUGAACUACAACAACAGUAUGAGGAUGUUUCAAUUAUGGAAGAGUCGGACCUGGAUGAAACUACUUCAAUUAGAAGGUUAUCAAAACUAUCUCAGCGUUCUGUACAAUUUAAGAAGGCAGGCAGUUUACCUUCCAGACUGUCUGAGAUUUCAAUAACUCAAAAGUUAAACAGAAAAAUCCUCCAACAUCAUAGUAAAAUUAUGGAGAAUAAUGAUAACCUUGGAUUUAAAAGUCCAAAAAAUACUUGGCAAAUAAAAAAAAUUCUGGAAGAAGUUGAUAACAGUGAUGUAGGAUCCCAGGAACCAUAUUCAAAGGAUGGGACAAACCUCAAAAAACAUUCAGACAAGGCUGAAAUUCAUGACUUCAAGUAUAAACCACAAAGCACGAAGAGUAUUUCAAACUUCAAAAAGUCUCUGGAUAAAAGUGAUAUUUCUGGAAAAAGUGAUGUUUCUAGUAUUCCAAAAUUAAAGAAGCCAGUUGUAAGAAGGCGUUCCAGCCUCCUCAAACAGAUUUCAUCUAAGGAAAAAACUGCAGUUGAUACUCUGGAAAAUGUCUGUGAAGCUGUCCGUAAACUCAAAGAAAAUUACAUUGCUGCAGAAGAACUUCAGUCCAUUUUACCUUCAGUGGGAAUUACUUUAUCUGAUAAAGAGUUUCAGAAGAUUGUGACAGACACUACCAGAAAUGAAAAUGAAAUGGUGAAGUUAGAUGACUUUAUGAGUGCUCUUGCAAAGGAGCGAAGUCUUCCCGAAUGUGCUGUAUUGCCUGAUGUCAUUAAAGCCAUUGAUAAAAUUAAAGAUGAAAAUGUCGAUUGUGAGGAUUUAAAAACUUGUCUUCAAAAUUUUGGAGUUUAUCUUUCUAAGUCGGAAUUUGAGAUGAUCAAAGAUUUGACUCAAGUUGAUGAAAUGAGAAAAGUAAAUUUUAAAGAAUUCGUUGAUAAUAUGAUGAACAACACGAAACGCUUCUCUGAAAAAUUACCAUUGCCUGAUGUUAUCGAAAACCUCAACAAUCUCAGCAAAGAGAAUAUGAAUGUUUCUGACCUGUGGAACAUUCUGUCCGGUUUGAAUAAUAAUUUAAAAAAAGGUGAAUUCCUAGCUGCACUGAAACUAGCACCAGUUGAUGAAAGUGACAAAGUACAAUUUAAAGAAUUUGCAGAAGUGGCAAAGAAUAUACAUGAUGCCUCAAGAUUAGAUGAAUUAAAGGAGGCUGACUUUGCCCUCAAUUUGCUUGAAGGUGACAUGGUAGCUGGGAAGAACUUGGAAGACUUCCUAAGAAAUAUUGGGAUUAAGUCACCUAAAGAAGAGGUAGAGAAAAUUCUUCAAUCAGAUUUUGUUUCUGAAAAUAACAUGGUGAAUAUUAAAGACUGCAUGAGGGCUUUAAGGGACACCCAGAAAUUUUCCAAUUUUAUGGAUUUUAGGAAAGAGGUUGUGUCUUCAAAUCUGAAAUUCCCAGAUGAAAAUGAGAUUAAAAAAACAGCAUACAUUCUAUCACAUGUUGAUAAUGGCAGAAUUAGUAUACCUAACUUGGAGCAUGCCCUCAAAAAUUUAAAUAUGAAUUUAACUGAGGAGGAUUUCAGUGAAGCUCUUAAACAUUGUGACAUCAGCGAAAAUACGGAGGUGGAUUUAAAAGAAUUCUUAAUGGGACUGAAAGAAAUUCCAUGUUUCAGAAAGUCCAUAGGGAGACUGUUUCAACAUCAACAUCUUUUCCUACCACCCAAGUUGUCAGAGAACGUCCACCAAAGAAUGCUUCACAGACACAGACCUCUCAAUGAUGCAUUUUUUAAUACUUGGUGAAACAUGUCUUUUUUCCUGACAUUUUCCACAUUUUCAUAUUUCUGAAAUGAGGAUGUGUCUUACAAUUGAUAGUUUUUUAAAAUCAGAUACACAUUUUUUAUUGAGAUGAAUGCACGUAUCAUAAAUUCGCCCUUGGAAAGUAUAAAAUCCAGUGGUUUUAGUGUAGUCACAAAGCUGUGCAACUAUCAUUACUGUCUAAUUCCAGAACAUUUUCAUUACCCUAAAAAGAAACCCUGUAACCAUUAGCGGUCAUUCCUCCUUCUCCUUUCCCCCAGACACUGACAACUACUCGUCUACUUUUUUCUGUGUGGAUUUGCCUAUUUUGAACAUUUCAUAUAAAUGGAAUCAUACCGUGUCACCUUUUGUGCCUGGCUUCUUUCACUUAGCAUAAUGUUUUCAAGGUUUAGCAAUGGUGUAUCAUUUAUCAAUACUUCAUUGCAUACCCCCCCAACC